This is a messenger RNA of Suillus fuscotomentosus, 1281 nucleotides long. RefSeq lists its product as uncharacterized. The coding region runs from base 1 to 1281 and encodes 426 amino acids. The transcript has 7 exons. Lineage: Eukaryota; Fungi; Basidiomycota; Agaricomycetes; Boletales; Suillaceae. The record is from RefSeq and is a predicted model, not a curated record.
AUGUCGCAUGCUGAGGGCAGCGCAUCACCGACCGGGAGCCGGCGGAACGACCAUGGUAUUCAGCAGCCUGACUUCGAGUCAUCCCAAUCAACGUUUGCGCAAGCUCGGCACAGACGAAAAAUUGCCGAACUAGAGGAGAAAAUAGAGAGUCUCGAGUCCGGGCGAGCUGUGAAAGAAAGAUAUCAUGAUUCCUUCCGCUGCAUACGUUCAAGUUUGCUCACCAUGUGCCAAAGGCAAACAAAUUAUUACUUGGCCCAAGGAAGAGGCUUCAGGCGUGUCGUUGCUUUGUUCAACGGCGUCGAGGACCUUGUAUCGGAAAAUGAUAGAAGAUAUGAUCUCGAAGACGAUCACGAUCACGAUGCUGCUACUAUCGACCAAGAUCGGCUGGCAGAAGGAUAUAAUGUCCUGACGAGAACCUUGCCCUGGUUUUUGAAGACGGUCACGGACAUGGAGCAUGAUGAGUAUGUGCGCCUGUUAAAAUUGCUUAGGCAAGGGGCUGACGGUGCUCAUGGGGAUGAUACAUCAAAGCUCAAGACUCUUAUUUCAGACUGGGUUAAUCGCGAACUGAAACCAGACCCUCCUGUUGACCAUGACAAUAAGAAUUGUCGCGGAUUCAUCAAUGAGGCGUGUGGUAGGCUACUUUGCCCGGCUGAACUUGACUGGAACGACCCAGCCGUAAGGACAGGGAUUCGAGAUCGAUCGGAGGGCUAUGUUGUCACGGAUCUCUCCUUUCCGUCGUUUUUGUAUGAAAAGUAUAAUGCCAAUUCAGACGAUCUGGAGGAAGGGCUCUUCAAGGGCAGAAUUCUUGUGCAGGGUUAUAAAGCUGUGUUUACUUCGCCCUCUUCAGCAAAGGACGUUGACGGUAACGGCGAUGGCGCAGAUAUCGUCGAGAACAACAGGCGCGCGAAGAAAGCACUCUCAGGAAUCAAGGUCAAGAAACAUGUAGCGCAAAUUAUCAAGAUGGAUAAGGUCACUCCACGUUCUAUUGCGUACAUCGCUUGCCAAGUACGAUUCGCCCUUUCCUCUGUUACUUCCUGGCGGUCUGUCGACGGCGACUUCGACUAUAUACAGUUUUGGCAAACUAUAGUGGAUUUUUUCGAAAGGCCCCCUGGCCGGGAAGCGCGGCGGAGAGUCACCAGACUCCUGGAGUGGUGGACUAUAAAAGUUUUCGGAAGGCGUCGACGUGAGGAUCUUAGCAAUGCGGCAAAGGCUGCCAUGUCCAUUAACACUCUCGCAAGGCAGAGAGCGGACCGCGAUGACAUUUCGUUCAAUUCAGACUAA